Serpula lacrymans var. lacrymans S7.9 is the source of this 2103-nucleotide messenger RNA. RefSeq lists its product as uncharacterized. Bases 109 to 1956 code for a protein of 615 amino acids. Gene Ontology annotation, biological process: actin cytoskeleton organization. The transcript is spliced from 7 exons. The record is from RefSeq and is a predicted model, not a curated record. Gene Ontology annotation, molecular function: actin binding; small GTPase binding. NCBI's taxonomy places the organism in Eukaryota, Fungi, Basidiomycota, Agaricomycetes, Boletales, Serpulaceae.
AUUGCGGUUGCAUGUUGCACUUGGUCUCUUUCCUUUUGAACCCACACUUGACACUUUGGCUACGGUAAACACAUAGCGAAGCAUACGAAACAAUCACCGUUCUGCACAAUGUUCAAAGGAAUAUUGCCUUCAAAGAGAAUAUCUUCGUCUGAGUUCACCAUGGUUACUAAUUUUGGAGACGAUGUCCUCCAAGGCAAGGAAAAUAUCCCAGACACCACCGCAGCUGGUAACAAAGGCACAACAAAGUCUGCCAAGGUACAGAAAAGUAGCAAAGGCGUCCAGGACAUACCAGUGGAACCAGUGAUGAUGAACCAGGCAUUUGACAAGCUACUGGAUGACCUGCAAAUACCUUCUACACUACGCCCUAAACUGGCUGGCAUGGAUUCAACGGUGAAAGCUGCCAUGCUCAAGUCGUCUCAUGUUCUUACGCACAAUCCACCCGUUUCACCACCUCCUACUCCUCGAACGCUCCGAAAAGCACACAGCAGCGAAUCUUUGGGAUCUCCUAACCACUUGAAGCCCUUGAUCAGCUACGAUAUUUCUAGGCCUCCCAUGACUGCUGGGUUUACUUCAGGCUCUGCCAUAGCAAGCCAAGCAUCUGCCUCCGUAUAUGCACUCAACGCACUUCCGUCUGGCCACGGGCGCGGCUCAUCAAUGGAUGCCUACAAUACCCUGUCUCGCGGACAAGCUCCUCCUGUCAUUCCUGGUGACCUCAUCGCGGGCAAAGGAAAGGAAAAAAGCUCCGCCAAAAACAUUACACCAGUCAAGUUUUGCAGUAUCAUGACAGGCACUUCUAGUACACAAUUAGACGUGGAAACGGUGAAGAAGCUCAGACUGAUGUUGCGAAACGAGUCUGCUAGCUGGUCACAGGAAUUUCUUCGUCUCGGAGGUUACAACGCACUGCUGACUAGGCUGAAUGAGAUACUAGAAGUUGAGUGGAGGGAAGAACAACACGAUGAUCAGAUUUUGCACGAACUAUUGCGUUGCUUCAAAGCACUCUCCACCUCUUCCAUAGGAUGCUUUGCUCUCAGAAGCUCCAGCCCAACUCCAUUUGUUCAACUUGUCGCCUUGCUCUAUUCGGACAAGAAACCUGGCGAAGUCGCCACUCGACAACUCAUCGUUGAUCUGUUACUUAUUCUAUUUGACCUCUAUCCUUCGUCAUCUCUUCCUUCUGCAGGGGGAAGGCCUCGCAGGGAGGCUUGGGAAUCUACUGUUUCCAUCCCCGCUCCUAGCAACCUCAUUACACUACCUGUCCCACACAAAACGUUUUUCUCGCUUAUUCGUGCAUUGCUCUUGACACCCGCACCCCCUCCUACAGAAUCUCCUGCUGCGCCGGUAUCCCCGCAUGCAUUCAUCGAAUCACUCCAUCGACCUAGAAUAUAUAAAACGUAUCUGCAAGAACUAUCCGAUAUUUGCAGAGACUACUUUUGGGUAUUUUGUCAUCCAAAUAAUACGAUAUGGAAUCUUGCCGAUACGGACGAAGGAAAGGUAGAAAGACCAAGAGCCCCUGGAGGUAUGACAGGAGGCGUCGAAUUCGAAGCUAUGGGUUAUUUUACCACACACCUUAAACUUAUAAACGCUAUUGCGAAGGCUGCAGAAGACUUGGGUCAUCCAAAAGAGUAUGAGAUGUCAGGAUACAGGUUCCAUUCAGACCUCUUUGCUUCUGGAUUGGAACGAAUCAUUCUGGUUGCUCGCAAGGCAUCGACUACAUAUUAUCCAACUCUCCACCUUGAGCUAGCACGAUAUAUUGUACUCGUUGGGAGGUCGAGAUACGAGCUCCCAUGGACAGUAUCGCGAUUGAUUGGCCCUCCUCCAACCGCUUUAAGCAAGCUUGGGAGGUCAUCGAGGACACCUAGAGAAGGACAAGAUGCCAGUAGUUCGCCAACCAAGAGAGGCGCGCCCGGAUUCGUUGGUAUACCGUCUCCAAAGACGAUUGAACCUAUUAAAUUUGAGUGACAGGGAUGUGGAACACUCUGGGGCGGAUCUUCGACGGUGUAUAUUACUAUGGCGCGAUACUGGUUUUAACAUGCUUUUUUGAUACAAUGUUACGUUCAUGCAAAUUUGUUCCUUGCUCUUUAUAAAUGCUACUCCUGUUUUUUUAUG